CCAUUUUCCUUCCAAAUUUAUGACUCUUCGUAUCCCCUUCCUGUUGAUUAUAUAACUCUCUUUGUCCAAAAUUCAUUGAACAUUAGACUUUAGCUGUAACUCAAAGCUCAUCAUCAGUACUGACUAUGGUUUCUUCUUCCUCUUCCUUCUGGGUUUUGUUAUUUUUCUUGCUUGUGGCUGGCCAAGCCUACUGUGGCUUGGGGCAGAGCGGAUUGGGUUCGAGAUUGAUGGCCAAGGAGGACCGAGCUUGGGUUUCUAAGAAUGGGACCUUUGCAUUCGGGUUCGUUCAGACGUCUGACUCGCAUGAUUACGAUCAGUAUCUAUUGGCUAUUUGGUUUGCAGAACUUCCGGGAGAUCGAACGCUGGUUUGGUCGGCUAAUAGAAACUCUCCCGUCGGCAAAGACGCGAUCUUGGAGCUGGACACCACCGGAAACCUCGUCCUCCUCAACGGCGCCACCACCGCCUGGGCCUCAAACACCUCCAGCCAAGGCGUCGAGGCGGCGGUCAUGUCGGAAACCGGCAACCUCAUUCUCUACGACGCCAACCAAACCAUCGCAUGGCAAAGCUUUUCACACCCUUCCGACACUCUCCUUCCUGGUCAGCCAUUAUCGGUCGCUCUGGAGCUUACUUCUCCAAAAUCGCCUUCCCACGGAGGCUAUUACUCCCUGACAAUGAUGCAACAACCCACUUCAUUAAGCCUAGCGCUGAGCUUUAACCUGCCGGAAUCCGAACCCUCGCCGGAUUCUUACAACAACUACUCCUACUGGUCGGGGCCGGACAUAUCCAACGUCACCGGCGAUGUUAUAGCCAUUUUAGACGAAGAGGGAAGCUUCGGAAUUGUCUACGGUUCAUCCUCAGACGGAGCUGUUUAUGUCUUCAAGAACGACGCCGACAAUGGCGGAUUAUCUUCAGCCGCAAACCGAUCAAUCCGGUCGUCCAUUCUCCGAAGGUUAACGCUGGAGACCAACGGAAAUCUGAGGCUAUACCGGUGGGAUAACGACGUUAACGGCUCUCGGCAGUGGGUGCCGGAAUGGGCGGCGGUGUCAAACCCUUGUAACAUCGCCGGAAUUUGUGGAAAUGGGAUUUGUAAUUUGGACAGAAGCAAGACGAACGCUUCGUGUACUUGCUUGCCAGGCUCUUCCAAAGCCGGAAAUGAGGUCCAAUGCUAUAUGAAUUCGUCCGUGACCGGAAAAUGCAGCCGUGGUCAUGAGAACUUGACGUCUCAGUUCAAGAUUGCAGCCGUUCAACAAACGAAUUACUACUUCUCUGAGUCAUCAGCGAUAGCCAAUUACAGUGACAUAGCCACAGUUUCGAAAUGUGGCGAUGCUUGUUUAUCAGAUUGUGAGUGCGUUGCUUCCAUCUCUGCCCUCAAUGAGGAGAAGCCUUAUUGCUGGAUCUUGAAGAGCUUGGAGUUUGGUGGAUUCGAGGACACGGGUUCGACCCUGUUCGUGAAGGUUGAAUCGAAUGGCUCACCGACAACAGAAGCCAAGACGAAAGGGUCUGAUGAGGAGGACACUUCAGGAGGGUCAGGGAAUGGCCAUGACAAAGUUGUGGUUCUUCCCAUUGUUCUGAGCAUGACUGUUCUUAUAGGCCUCCUCUGUUCCUUGUUGUACACCAGUGUUCAUAGAAGGAGAGCCUUGAAGAGAGCCAUUCAAAACUCCUUGCUUGUUUCUGGUGCUCCUGUGAAUUUCAGCUUCCGGGACUUGCAAUGCAAGACUAAUAAUUUCUCACACUUGCUUGGAACUGGCGGAUUUGGAAGUGUUUACAAGGGAAGCCUUGGAGAUGGGACUUUGAUUGCAGUGAAGAAACUUGACAGGGUUUUGCCUCAUGGAGAGAAGGAGUUUAUAACUGAAGUGAACACUAUUGGCUCAAUGCACCAUAUGAACUUAGUUCGCCUAUGUGGCUACUGUUCUGAGGGUUCUCAGCGGCUCUUAGUGUAUGAGUUCAUGAAGAAUGGAUCCUUGGACAAAUGGAUCUUUCUGUCGCACAACUGCAAGGACAGGCUGCUGGACUGGUCGACUCGGUUCCAGAUAGCCCUUGGAACUGCACAAGGGAUCGCCUAUUUUCAUGAGCAGUGCAGGGAUAGGAUCAUCCACUGUGAUAUUAAACCCGAAAACAUUCUGCUAGACGAGAACUUCUGUCCAAAGGUUUCGGAUUUUGGACUGGCUAAGCUGAUGGGAAGAGAACAUUCCCAUGUUGUCACAAUGGUGAGAGGAACCAGAGGCUAUUUGGCCCCUGAGUGGGUUAGUAAUCGGCCUAUAACUGUGAAGGCUGAUGUUUACAGCUAUGGGAUGCUUCUUUUCGAGAUCAUUGGUGGUCGAAGAAACCUGGACAUGACUUAUGAUGCCGAGGACUUCUUCUACCCCGGUUGGGCUUUUAAGGAGAUGAGAAAUGGGACACCAAUGAAAGUUGCUGACAGGAGGCUUGAAGGGGCAGUGGAAAAGAACGAGUUGAUGAGGGCUCUGAAAGUGGCUUUUUGGUGCAUACAAGAUGAGGUUUUCAUGAGACCUUCAAUGGGGGAAGUGGUGAAGAUGCUGGAAGGAUCAGUUGAGAUCAACCCGCCACCAAUGCCACAGACAGUUUUGGAGUUGAUAGAAGAAGGGUUGAGCCAUGUUUAUAAAGCCAUGAAGAGAGAAUUCAAUCAGUUGAGCUCUUGCACCAUCACUAGCCACCCAUCAGGGCCAUCAUCCCAUGCCACAUGUAGCUAUUCAACAAUGUCACCUAGAUGACACAAGUAACUGCCAGGCCUUCCGCCUUGAUACCAUUUGUUAGGGUAUUAGAAUUUAGAACUAUAGAGUUGGGUUCAAUCCUUGAUGGGUUGCACUAUAAAUUUUGCCUUUUCUAAGUAGAAAAUUUUUUGUAUUAAGAGAUUCUAUACAUUGAAACAAGCAGCUCUCCUAAAGGUUUGAGACUAUUUGUUAGACAUCCAAUUUGAUAUCACUUGUCAAGGAAUCGGUUCAACAAUCAUUAUUUUUUUUUUCUCUCUCUUUAUAGGUACAAAGAAUGUAAUCGGUUCGCAUAAAUACAAUAAAUGAGGAUUGUAUAUUCACUUAAUUCAAGCACCUUUUAAAGAAUUAAUUAGAACAAA
Messenger RNA from Diospyros lotus (date-plum), 3088 nucleotides. Its product is annotated as G-type lectin S-receptor-like serine/threonine-protein kinase At5g24080. The record is from RefSeq and is a predicted model, not a curated record. The transcript has 5 exons. Lineage: Eukaryota; Viridiplantae; Streptophyta; Magnoliopsida; Ericales; Ebenaceae. Gene Ontology annotation, biological process: protein phosphorylation; recognition of pollen. Gene Ontology annotation, molecular function: protein serine/threonine kinase activity; ATP binding. Bases 126 to 2729 code for a protein of 867 amino acids.